This is a messenger RNA of Odontomachus brunneus, 8805 nucleotides long. Its product is annotated as probable chitinase 10. Gene Ontology annotation, biological process: chitin catabolic process; carbohydrate metabolic process. The transcript is spliced from 22 exons. Bases 321 to 8525 code for a protein of 2734 amino acids. Gene Ontology annotation, molecular function: chitinase activity; chitin binding. The record is from RefSeq and is a predicted model, not a curated record. Gene Ontology annotation, cellular component: extracellular region. Lineage: Eukaryota; Metazoa; Arthropoda; Insecta; Hymenoptera; Formicidae.
AUUCGCACAAGUUGGUCCUCCCCGCCGCUCGCAGGUACCGGUGGGGACCGCCGGUGGUGUCUUUUAAAAUUCACCGCGGCGAUUUGACGCGCGCCUCGAGGAUACUCACGGGCGACUCACUGCACUCCGUCCUCGCCCGAAGGGUCCGAUCAGUGCGGCCUGAUCGCGCGUCGCUGUCGGGUGUUCCGUUCGCACGGGGACCAGAAGUGCAUGAGUCCCGGCUGGGUCCAGUCAGUGAAGCAAAUACACACACCGCGCCUUGUCGAAUCGGGCAGGAGGAACUAGGAAGGUUCGCUUGUAAGCCAGCCAGCCAGCCAGCCAUGAUCAUGGCUCGGACGAUUAUCCUGAUCCUGGUGGGCUUAUCGUCCGGCGUUCUUUCAUAUCGAGUGCCGACCACCCCAUGGAAUCCGAAUCACCGGCAAUGGCAACAACAUCACGACGCCACUCCCCAGUUCCAUCGAGGUGCUGUCGAGAGCCCGCCAAUCGACCGUCCAUCGGAUGAUUUAAAUUACGACGAGUUCGGCUCGCGCAGGUAUCCCCUGCGCGACGCGGUCGAGGCUCUGCCGAUCGACAACGAGUCUAAUCAGCCCCGAGACCACGAUCAGAGUUACGACAAGAGAUUGCCCCUGAGAGACGCGGUGGAGCGUCGCGAAGCCCCUUUCCUCGGCGGAAUCGAUUACGACUCCAUUUGGAUCGAGCCUUUAGCACCGCCGACUCUGCGGAGAACGCAUCAGCAGGUUUCCGAGCCCAAAGUCGUGUGCCACUUAAACUCUAGAGCCGUGCAUCGGACCGAUCCGUUCUCCCUGUUUCCACAGAACGUACCCGAUUUCAAGUGCACUCAUCUGGUGUACGCCGCGGCUACGAUCGAUCCGCAGAGAUUAGUCGUUGUGCCCAGAGAUCCGGAGUACGACCGAAUCAAAGGUGGCUACAAUGCCGCCACAGGACUUCGUUCGAAGGACCCAGGGUUGCGCGUACUGAUAUCCAUCGCGCCCCCCAACCGGGGACAACUUUUUGCCGAGGUCGUACGACGAAACUGCAGCAUGUACUGCGACGAUCUGGUUCUGUCUAUUCUCAACUUUCUCGAGGAGUAUCGCUUUGAUGGCGUCGAGAUCGAUUGGCCAAGCUCCGCCGAGUACUGGCCGAGCUUCAAACUUCUACUGAAGAAAAUUGGCAAGCCACUGGCUGAAGAGGGAUACACUUUGGCGGUGGCAGUGAGACCAACGGACCCCGUGGAUCCGGAGAUAGCGUCCAUCGUCGAUCUGAUAUUCCUGAGAAGCUGGCGAGACAUCAUCGAUCAGGGCAAGGAGAAAUUCGCCCUUCAUCCAGCUCCGUUGAACUUCGUAGCGCGUAACACGAACAAAUGGAUCGAACAAGUCGGCACGAGACGAACGUCCAAGAUCGUUCUCGGCUUGCCGAUUUUCGGUCAAGGGUACACCUUGAAGUACGGAAACUUCACCGAUGCCGGAGCGCCCGCGAUAGGACCCGGCAAAGGAGGAACAUACACCAAGCACAGAGACGGCAGGAUAGCCUACUACGAGGUAUGCGAGAAAUUGGAGGAUACCUUAUGGAUAUCCGGCAGAGACGAGGAAGGACCAUACGUGAAGCGCGGCGACCAAUGGAUCGGCUACGAGGAUCCUAUUUCGGUGAAGAUUAAAACAGCGUAUGUCCGCGCAACAGGACUCGGCGGAGUUUCCUUGUGCUCGUUGGAUUUAGAUGACUUUCAGGGUAUUUGCGGGAAUCCAUGGCCGAUGUUGAAUGCGGCCGCGCAAGCUUUAGGAGUGCACUACGAGAACGCUCCUGUGAAGAAGUGUUCGAAAAACGGCCUCUUCAGAGAUCCGGAGAAUUGUUCUGGAUUCUACUCUUGCGUGAAAGGAUUACAGUAUCAUGGCAACUGCGGCCACGGCAGAUUCUUCGACUCGAGCGAAGGACGUUGCGUAGCGGCCACUGCGGACGUCUGCAAGCCCAUCUUCGCCGAUCGAAACGUCGUGUCGUACGAAGGCUCGCUCGCGCCACUAACGGAAGCCGAGAAACAGGACAAGUUGGAGCUUUUGGAACAGGAUGGUCCACGAGUGGUGUGUUACGUAACCUCUUGGGCACUUUACCGGAAAGAUGACGGUAAAUUCGCGCCGGAACACCUGGACUCGCAACUGUGCACCGACAUCGUCUACGCCUUCGCCGGACUGAACCCUGAGACUCUGCUGAUUCAACCAUUCGAUCCUUGGGCCGACAACGAGCACAAUCUGUAUCAACGAGUCACGUCGAUCAAGGGCUCGAGGAUUCUGCUGGCCUUGGGCGGAUGGACUGACAGUUCAGGCGACAAGUAUUCGCGACUGGUCAGCGGCGAUGCCGCUCGACGCAAGUUCAUCGCCGGCGCGGUGAAUUACCUGAAGAAGCACAAUUUCGACGGUUUGUCACUCGAGUGGAGCUAUCCCAAGUGUUGGCAGAGCGACUGCAAGAAGGGCCCAGAUUCCGACAAGCCGAACUUCACCAAGUUGGUGCGCGAGCUGCGCCAGGAGUUCGAGAAGCAAAAACCGCCGCUCCUCUUGGCCGUCGCGUUGUCCGGCUACAAGGAGGUCAUCGACAAGGCGUACGAAGUGCGCGAAAUCUCUGAGGCUGUCGACUUCAUGUCAGUCAUGACGUACGACUAUCAUGGAGCCUGGGAGUCGAAAGCGGGACACAUAGCGCCGUUGUUCGGCGCUCCCGGCGACAGCAAUCCCAAUUACAACGUCAAUUCCACUAUGAACUAUCUCGUCGAGCUCGGCGCCGAGAAGACGAAGCUUCUGAUCGGUAUUCCGAUGUACGGCCAGUCCUACCGACUCGCGACGGCGAGCCAAGCUGAUCUGGGCGACCCUACGACUGGUCCCGGCAGACCGGGAGAGUUCACCAAGCAACCCGGAAUGUUGGCUUAUUACGAAAUCUGCGACAAGAUCAAACGACACGGCUGGAAAGCAGGAGUUGGACCCAGUGCUCACUUUGAUGAUCAGUGGGUGGGCUAUGAGAAUCGAGAGAGCGUCUACGCGAAGGGCAAGUACAUCACAGGGAACAAUUAUGGCGGCGCCACGAUGUGGACUGUCGAUCUGGACGAUUUCCAGAAUCGCUGCUGUUUAGAGUCAUACCCGUUAUUGAAGACAAUCAAUCGCGCUUUGGGUCGCCUGUCAUCGCCGCCACCCACCUUAGAGAACUGCCAACGUCCACCGCAACCGGUGACACCUCAACCACCGACGCUGACUACACACAGCGACGCUGCGGACGGCAGUCCACGACCCACUACGCCGAUGACGACGUCCAGCACCAAGGCGACCACGUGGCCCACAUGGACGGAGAGACCGAGCAGCACGACUCAGCAAAGCACCAGAACCACGUGGCCCACGUGGACGUGGGGCACCGUGAAACCCAGCAAGAUCCCACAGCAGGAGACGACGGUACCCAGCACGACUGUAUCGGCGUCUCUGCAACCGAGCACACCUACCAGCACCACGACGCCGUCGAGUACGUCGAGAGCGACUACGACCACACGUCCUACGGAGUCCACGACGCAGUGGCCAGCCGAGGUGACGCCGACCAUGUCGCCAGGAACGAGUUGCAACAGUGGCGAGUACUACAGCGACCCUGAGAACUGCGGCAACUACUACCGAUGCGUCCUCGGCGAGCUGAAGCGCGAACAAUGCGCGCCUGGACUACAUUGGGAUGCGAAGCGACGUCUGUGCGAUUGGCCCUCGGCGGCGAAAUGUCAAGUGGAGGCCGGCUCGACCUCGACGACGACGAGCAGCCCUUCGUGGAGCUCAACGAAGAGACCUAUGACUCUCACAACUCCCAAAACUACGACUACGAUGAGAACAACGACAACUACUAUUACUACUACUACUCAGCGACCUACGAGGUUCACCACAACGAAACCCGUCGCCAUCAUAACGACGGAGAAGCCGAAAAAACCGUGCCAGCACGGCCAGUACUACCCCUCGCCGGACUCGUGCACGCACUUUUUGGUUUGCGUGAACGGCGACCUCGUCUCGCAGCAGUGCGGCCCAGGUCUGAAUUGGAACAACGAGAAAAACAUGUGUGACUGGGCCUUCAAGAAACCGUGUAUCGAGAAACCCCAUAAGAACGCCUUGCUGUUGGAGAAGGACGCCCCGCCGGAGACCUGUGUCUCCGGUAGCUACAGCAGUGUGCCUGGUGACUGCAACAGUUACCGAGCGUGUCUGUGGGGUCGACAAGAGGUGUUCAGCUGCCCGCCAGGGUUACACUUCAACAAGCAGACUCGCAUCUGCGACUGGCCGCUCCUCGCGAAGUGCACGGAGGAGAACGACAACGCGGAGGUAACGACGCAACGGCCUUUGUCGACGGCGACCACGAAGGCGCCCAUUCCGCCGCAGGUCUCGCAGGAGCCGGUCACACAGGCGGUUGUCACUACGGAGAAGGCGCCGGUUACGUCCACCACGGUUCCUCAGCCCACCACGGCCACGACUACGACGACUCAACCCACGUCGACCUUACCCUCCGCGAUCAUAGACCCUGACAAGGUGUCCCCGUUGUCCGGCCACUUCAAAGUUGUUUGCUACUUCACAAACUGGGCCUGGUACCGUCGAGGAGUCGGCCGUUAUUUGCCCGAACACAUAGAUCACACUCUGUGCACGCACAUCGUCUAUGGCUUCGCGGUGUUGGACUACUCGGAGUUAGUCAUCAAGGCGCACGACUCAUGGGCGGACUUCGACAAUCGUUUCUAUGAGAGAGUGGUAGCAUACAAGAAGCGCGGUCUCAAGGUUCUCUUAGCCUUAGGCGGGUGGAACGACUCAGCCGGUGACAAGUACAGUCGUCUGGUGAACAACCCGAGCUCCCGGAAGAAGUUCAUCGAACACGCUAUUCGAUUCCUCGAGAAAUACAACUUCGACGGGUUGGACUUGGAUUGGGAGUAUCCCGUAUGCUGGCAAGUGAAUUGCAACAAGGGCCCGGACUCGGAUCGAGAGGGUUUCGCGGCUCUACUGCAGGAGCUGAGCGCCGAGCUGAAGCCGAGACAGUUGCUCUUGACAGCCGCGGUGUCGCCCAACAAAAUGGUCAUCGACAAAGGCUACGACGUGCCUGCACUGGCCAAGUACUUGGACUGGAUCGCGGUCAUGACGUAUGACUAUCAUGGACAAUGGGACAAGAAAACGGGGCAUGUGGCGCCCUUAUAUUAUCACGCGAACGACGAGUUCCACUUCUUUAACGCCAACUACACGAUCAAUUACUGGAUCUCAAAGGGCGCACCGCCAAGGAGCAUCGUCAUGGGGAUGCCGUUGUACGGUCAGUCCUUCUCGAUCAAUGAUCCCAGAGCCAAUACCGGUCUGAACUCGCCUGCGAGCGCCGGGAACGCCGGUGAGUUUACCAGAGCUGCCGGCUUCUUGUCGUACUACGAGAUCUGCGAUCGCGUGCGCAAUCGUGGAUGGACGGUUGUGCAGGACCCGGAGGGGAGAAUGGGCCCAUACGCCUACAAGGGUAAUCAAUGGGUCAGCUUUGACGACCCCGACAUGAUUCGCAAGAAGGCACAGUUCGUGCGCGAUUUGGGACUAGGCGGUGGUAUGAUCUGGGCUUUGGAUCUGGACGAUUUCCGUGGACGAUGCGGCGAUGGGCCACACCCGCUCAUGCAUGUGCUUCAAGAGGUAUUAGCGAGUCCACCUAACGAACAAGACAAACCCCUGGAGCCACCAUCAGUCGGGCAGGACUUGGACUGGAAGCCGCCAACGACGACAAUGAUACCGAUAACCACCUUGUCCGAACAAACAGUAAAGCCGGUGGAUCGCGUGAACGACGAUGCCAAGAACAAGUUUAAAGUCAUUUGUUAUUUCACUAAUUGGGCCUGGUACCGACAAGAAGGUGGUAGGUUUGUGCCGGAAGACAUAGAUCCUGACCUGUGCACCCACAUUCUCUACGGAUUCGCCGUGUUGGACGGCUCGACUCUAACGAUGAAAUCUCACGAUCCAUGGGCCGACAUAGACAACAAGUUCUACGAGAAAGUGGCGGCUUUCAAGUCGAAGGGCCUGAAAGUACUCAUGGCGCUCGGCGGUUGGAAUGACUCGGAGGGCGACAAGUACAGCCGACUGGUGAACUCGCCGUCGGCCAGACAAAAGUUCGUGGCGCAGGUGUUGCACUUCAUCGAGAAGUACGGCUUCGAAGGUCUCGAUCUCGACUGGGAGUACCCGGUUUGUUGGCAGGUCGACUGUAAGAAAGGUCCUCAGUCGGACAAGGAAGGCUUCGGUCAGCUGGUGAAGGAACUGAGCGACGAGUUCAAGCCGAAGGGACUGCUCCUCUCCGCGGCGGUCUCGCCGAGCAAGAAGGUCAUCGACGCGGGAUACGAUGUGCCGGUUCUCUCCAAGUAUUUGGACUGGAUAUCCGUCAUGACAUAUGAUUUCCACGGGCAGUGGGACAAGAAGACCGGACACGUGGCACCGUUGUACAGUCUCCCGAACGAUUGGGAGCCCACAUUCAACGCCAACUUCUCGAUUCAUUACUGGAUCGAGAAAGGAGCAGACCCGAGGAAGCUGGUGAUGGGCGCUCCAUUAUACGGACAGUCGUUCUCGUUGGCGGAGAGAAACGAGCACGGGCUGAACGCGCCGACAUACGGCGGUGGCGAAGCCGGGGAGGCAACCAGGGCGAGAGGAUUCCUGUCGUAUUAUGAGAUAUGCGAUAGGACGCUGAAGAAAGGAUGGACAGUGGUUCAAGACAAAGAGAGAAGAAUCGGUCCCUAUGCAUAUAAAGGUGAUCAGUGGGUGAGUUUCGACGACGCUCAACAGAUCAAACUGAAGGCGGAGUUGAUCAAGAAACUCGGCCUGGGAGGUGGCAUGGUUUGGGCCUUGGAUCUGGACGACUUCAAUAACAGAUGCGGCUGUGAGCCUAGUCCGCUGCUGAGGACGAUGAAUCGAGUUUUGAGGGACUAUCCGAAGGGUCCGCUGUGUCCCGUCACGGGCGACACAGAAUCGAUCAUGAUCGACGUCGGUGAAAGCGGCAUUGAGUCCACGACUGUCACGGAAGGCCCGAUAUACGAAUCCACCACGUCGUCGAAACCAACGUAUUUGCCACCACUGUCAACAACUACAACGACGACGCCAUCGCACCAAGAGGAUAUCGACGAUACUGUCGAGGUGGAAGCCGGCCCAGCACCUCCGGUUGCCACACCGAUUGGCGACUGCGGCGGACGUUUGUUCAUACCCCAUAAGAGCGAUUGCAACAAGUACUACCUCUGUAACUUCGGCAAGCUCACGGAACACUCUUGUCCACCAAAACUCUACUGGAACGAGGAUAGAUGUGAUUGGCCGGAGAACAGCAAGUGCAAGAACGUUCAACGUCAAAUCGGCGAAGCGGUCGCAAUGAGAGUCAGCGAGAACAUCAACAAAAAAAAGGUGGUUUGCUAUUAUACGAAUUGGGCUUGGAGGCGAGCGAGCGUCGGCAAAUUCCUGCCGAAGGACAUCAACGACGAGCUCUGCACGCAUGUUGUGUACGCUUUCGCUACGUUGAACAUACAGAGACUGUCGGUGAACAUCGAGGAUUCGGUCGACAUUUACAACGACUUCCUGACCGAAAUGGUGGAACUCAGGAAGAAAAGCAACAUCAGAGUGUCGCUCGGUUUAGGCGGCUGGAACGACUCGAAUGACGACAAGUACAGCAGACUGAUCGGCAACAAGUCAGCCAGAAGGAAAUUCGCCCAUCGCGUCGCGCAAUUCGUCGAGAAGCACGGAUUCGACGGCAUGGACCUCGACUGGGAUUUCCCGGUUUGCUGGCAGGCCGACUGCAGCCGCGGCCCGCGCAGCGACAAGGAAGGCUUCGCGAUGCUGUUGGAAGAGCUCAGCACGGCGUUCAGGUCCAGAGGACUGCUGUUAUCCGCCGCGGUCUCGGCCAACAGGGUCAUCGUCGACCUCGCUUACGACGUGCCGUCCUUGGCUGAGUACCUCGACUGGAUCGCCGUGAUGACGUACGACUAUCACACCUCCGGGGAAGGCGAAACCGGCCACAUCGCGCCGCUCUCCACCUACCCCGGUGACGGUACUUCACACCUGAACGCGAACUACUCCGUGAGAUAUUGGCUCGACAAGGGCGCUCCGCCCGAGAAGCUCGUCAUGGGUAUACCCACUUACGGGCAGAGCUUCACCUUGUCCGAGACGCCGCGGGACACUCGCGCCGUACCAGGCUUGCAUGCGAAGGUCUCUGGACCUGGAGAACCCGGCAAGCUCACCAGGUCGGCUGGUUUCUUGGCUUAUUACGAGAUAUGCGAUCAUGUGAAGAACGACGGAUGGUCGGUGGUGAGAGACCCGGAGGGUCGUAUGGGACCGUACGCGUCAAAACGCAACCAGUGGGUUAGCUAUGAUGACGUGUCCACCGUGGCGAGGAAAGCCGAUCUCAUAAGGGAGCUGAACCUCGCCGGUGGAAUGGUGUGGUCCAUGGACCUCGACGACUUCAACAAUCUCUGCGGCUGCGGCAAGUUCCCGCUGUUGACAGCGUUGAAUCGCGGGCUCCGGGGAGGAGCCCACGAUCGCGGAUCGACGGAUUGCACCUGAACCGCAUCUCAGAUUAACAGAGUAAGAGGGUGACGCGUGUGAUCUUCGAGGAGGAUCUGCGUGCGCGCAUUAUCGUCACCGUCUUACGACCCUUCUCCUCGAUAAUGCCGCUGAUUCUCUCGUCUAUUAUCCGUGCAUUCUGCGUUCUUCGCGGUCGAAUUCCCGUCAAUGAUGCCGCCAGGCGACACGUCCUCUUAAGCGUCUUCUACAAUGGCAGUAGAAGUAGUAGGAAGAAAUAAGCAGUAAGUAAAUUGACCAAUUCCAUUCUUACGUUUCAAAA